ACAGAGGUUCCGACAAGCUUCCAAAACCCAAUGAAGUUUCAGUAGAUUUUAUUCUCUUGUCUUUACUGUUUUAGUGUACUAGCAUUUGGUUCAUCGAAGACGCCUCGAUUCACGAACUGGAUCGUCGACGGAUAUUGGAUUUCCACAGAAUCGGUCCUUUUGACUUUUGAGCUGAAGGCAAGGAAAGGACACACUCGUCUCAGUAUUUAGUCGUUUCUGUUAUCUUUUAGUGCUAAAAUUCCCUGUUUUCAUGUGCUUUUUGAUCUAUGGAUUGAUUAAAUUUACCCAUUUUUUAGAGUUCUGUGAGAUCUUUUAUAUCGAUUUGCUAUCGCUUUCCCUGUUUCAAUCAAUUGGAUUAUGGUUGCCACUUGUUACAUUGUUCAUGUGAGGAAAAUUUUGGUAGCUUUAUUGGUAUCUGAUCAUAUAUUGAUUUCGUAUUUGCCUAUUUUUAGGAUUGGAGUCUAGGGUGUGAAGUUGUCUACUCGACAGAUCUCAUUAUUGGGGAUUUUGCUUGCUGGGAUUUGGCAAUUUCGGCUGUGUUUUAGCUCAGGUUUAAUUUCUUGUCAUCGUCAUGGAUUCUCCUCAGUCUGUCGUGUCACCAUUCAAGGGCUCUGUUUUUGCUGAGCGUGAGAAUCAGAACACGGAUCUUUUUGUGGAGAACCCAGGUUGCUUAUCAGGGAAAAUGGAGGUUCAAAGAAAGGAAUCUGCAGUGUGUGGGGUUCUUGAGGUUUAUAUACAUCAGGCUAGGGACAUCCAUAAUGUCUGCAUAUACCACAAGCAAGAUGUUUAUGCUAAGCUUUGCCUUACCAGUGAUCCUGAAGACACAGUCUCCACCCAGAUCAUUAAUGGGGGUGGGAAGAAUCCGGUCUUCAAUGAGCAUCUUCGCCUUAAUGUUAGGAGACUUGAUUCCUCUCUGAAAUGUGAGGUAUGGAUGCUGAGUAGGGUGAAGAAUUAUCUUGAGGACCAGUUACUGGGCUUUGCUUUGGUGCCUCUGUCUGAAGUUCUCAUCAAGAAUGGGAAGUUAGAAAACGAGUUCUCUCUCUCCUCAACUGAUCUCUUCCAUUCCCCAGCUGGCUUUGUUCACUUGUCUCUCUCUUACAGUGGAGCUUCGUCGGAUGUUAUAGCUAUUCCUGCACUGCCUGCAGCUGUGGCUAGAAAUGUGCCUGUGCAGGAUACUGAGGGAUCCGAGUCACUCUCAAGUGACUUUGACAAGAUCGAGUUUCCUGAUCUGAAUAUAGUGAAUGAGAAUCAUAUGAUGGUUUCAGAGUAUUUUGGUGUCCCAUGUGCCAGUUUGGACUCUCAGAGCUCCGAGGGCUUGGUCUCGUCUGAUACUGAAAAUCACCAGAGUUCAGAAGAAGGUGUUCGUUUUGUGGAAAGCUUCUUGAGAGACAGUUUCAAUUCCACCCACCUCCCAGAGCACAAUUCUCUGCCAAGCAGUGUGUCAACUAAUGGUUCCCCAUCUGCUUCACUUCCUGUAAGUUCUGAGUCUUCAGAAACCCCACAAGCUUCAAAACCUCCAAAUGAGGAAUAUGUUUCACCUCCAAAAGAAAAUCUGAAAGAAAAAAGUGAAGAUGUUGCUGAUACUGAGAGUAAUGCAUCAGGCGGGUUUUCUGAUAACACAUUUGCAAAGCCUCCUGUUAGUGUGAAGAUUGAGCAAGAGCAAAAGGUGGUGCAACAGGAGAUUGUGGAUAUGUACAUGAAAAGCAUGCAGCAAUUCACUGAGUCAUUGGCAAAGAUGAAGCUUCCAAUGGACAUUGAAAGUGGGCCAACCAGUUCUGGAAAUUCGACUUCAGAUCAGACAUUACAGGCAUCAAAGAACACCGGCUCCCGAGUGUUUUAUGGGAGUAGAGCUUUCUUCUGAACUUUUGUUACCCUGGUUCGGAAGAGUGUACACAGCUGACUUUUGGAGACUAGAAUCAAGGCUGGUGGUAGUAGUAAACAGUACCAAUAAUCUUACAAUAUCCAAUGUUGUGGUGUUAUAACUUGUGUGUGCUCCAAGCAUCGUCCUGCCACGUUUGCUCGUUGUCUAUAUUUCAGCUCAAGUCUUUAUUAUCUUUUGUCUCAGCUACUUGCCUUAAUGAAUUGAUAAACGUGGGGGUUAUAUAGGGAGCCCAUGUCCGCGUUGUGAUUCGAGGCAAAAGGUUAGGAUAGGCUAAAGUGCCAGUGAUUUGGUUUUGGUGUUUAACAAUGUUCGUUUUUAUAAAUGUUUUGACCAUCGGUGGUAUUUUGAAGCUGCCAAAUAGUUAAUAUGUCUUUGCUGCUUGAGAAUUUGUAGACACCUUCUGUUUUUACCUGAUAAAAUGGUCAGGUUAGGCAAGUCUUCAACAAAAAUUAACUCUGGAUCAAAAUUUCGUUUCAAUACAUAGUUUUGGUGAGCCUGAAAACGGAAACGUUUUGGUAAUGAUUUAGAAGCAUUUCAGAAACAAAAUGGAAAUAAAGAAAAAG
Molecule: messenger RNA, 2445 nt
Organism: Ilex paraguariensis (yerba mate)
Lineage: Eukaryota; Viridiplantae; Streptophyta; Magnoliopsida; Aquifoliales; Aquifoliaceae
Source: the annotation of a GenBank genome assembly